AUGGCGCCUGAUAAGAAGGCACCCGACCAGCCCGAUCCAUCUCGGGCAACGGGCACUGCAGCCAGCGAAACCUCUGCUGCGUCUCGGCCGAUUAUGCGAUCAUCGUCUUCUUUCCGGAGAGGUUAUGGUACCUUGGAUUCACAAACCUUUGAUGCUACCGCGUCUGAGCCCCUCGAAGAAGAAAACACCCAGGAUGACCAAGGGAGCAGCGCAUACACCUCGUCGGCUAUCCCUGAUCGGCCUCGAAAGCCAUCUGUUGGUCGUCGCAUGUCCUCGAAGCGAUUCGCGCCCCACAAGGGUCAGGGUUUCUCUGUCGACGAUGAUGCAAAGGAGGUUGAAGAAGAUUUCGCCCAGCACAAAGCGACAGCGACGCAACAACAGUCUCCACGGCUUCGGCCCACGCGCCCCGGUAGUUCCACUCUACGCCGUCGCCAUGGAGUCCGACCGAGUCCACUGAUUCGAGCCGAGUCGGAUAGUCAAGCGAUGGAUGAAACCGCUCUCCCAGAACCCGACAUGGAUCCCGCAGCCAAGGCGCCAUCAAUCCGCCAUUCUGACGGUGGUAGUGUUGGUUCCGAUGGAGAGGAUCUUGAGGGCUCUGACGUGGACGACGAAGAAGUUUCAAGCGAUGCCGAGAGCUUCACGCUGAAAGACCGCCAGCAGGCGAUUAACGAGACUCACCCGUUCGGUAUCAGGAUCUGGAAGCCGGCGAUCUACAAAAAGAGUCGGUCGGUGGAGAAGACUGCCGAGGGUGAUAUUCACUCCUCUCCGGGAGGUCGCGUCAGUUCGGUGCUUUUUGCCACUAACCUGCUCUGGACGGUGCUCUUUGGUUGGUGGCUGGCGCUGGCUGCUCUCUUCGCUGCACUUGCAUGCUUCUUGUGCGCAUUCUCCCCCAGCGCGGUAGAGUAUGGGAGAGUCUUCGCCGGAUUGUCCCGCUACCUGCUCUAUCCUUUCGGUUCCUUUGUGCUCCUACGCUCUGAUGACAACUAUGCCGAGGAAGACGAAGGCGAAGGCCGCAGCAUAAGCGAGUACGAGCAAUGGCAAAACGGAGAUCUCGAGCAUGGUCGUCUCUUCUUUGGCCCGCGCCGCGAGCGAUCCCUGGUGGGAAGACGCCGCAACAGUGUUGACUCUGCGGGUGAGCAGGACAGUCUGCUCGGUCGCACCCAACGUGGCCAGUCAGAAGACUCUCAAUUAAACACCUCCAAGCGUCGACUGUUUGGUCGUGGUGAGUGGAGUCUUGGUCGGGUGGUGUUUUUUGUCUUCUUCUACUUCUGGAUGGGACCCUUGAUACUCCUAGUCUCGCUGGUCUGUUGGCUACUCGUGUUUUGGAUUCCAAUGGGUCGAGUGACUUUGAUCCUGACGAGUCAUUUGCGCCGCCAUCCUCUUGCGCUGUCAUUCCACUCCGAUACGUCUUACUCUAGGAUCAACACCGGCUCUUCGUCCACCUCGAUUUUGCUCUGCACGUACCGUGCAGUUGGCACAAGAUACUGGAAGUAUACCAUUGACGGUACCAACAUCUUCUUCAUCAACUUGCUUGCUCUCGUUGUAUUUGUCAUCUUCGACUUCUAUGUGCUCGGAAAGUGGCUGGCCAUUGAGUCUUGGAUCACACAUCCGGCCCUGGUGUUCACCUUGUCACUGAUUUCAGUGAUCCCUCUUGCCUAUUUUAUCGGACAGGCUGUAGCCUCCAUCUCCGCUCAGUCAUCAAUGGGACUAGGCGCUGCAAUCAACGCCUUCUUCUCCACUGUUGUUGAAGUCUAUCUAUAUUGCGUUGCUCUGACUGAGGGUAAGUCCCAGCUUGUGGAAGGCAGCAUCAUCGGAAGUCUUUUUGCAGGUAUUCUCUUCUUGCCAGGGCUUUCAAUGUGCUUCGGUGCAAUCAAACGUAAAACACAGCGGUUCAACGUCAAGUCCGCCGGUGUAACUUCGACCAUGCUUUUGUUUGCUGUGAUUGCGGCGUUUGGCCCGACAUUAUUCUAUCAAGUUUAUGGAAGUCACGAGUUGAACUGUCAUUCCUGUGCUCAUGGACCGGACCCCAAGAGCAGGGAUUGCCGUCGAUGCUACUUCUCUCAGACAGCAGCAGUUGAUGACGCCUUCUUCAAAAAAGCUGUCCAGCCAUAUGCUUGGAUCUGUGCUGUGCUUUUGUUCCUUUCGUAUAUAAUUGGUCUGUGGUUCACACUGCGAACACACGCUGCCUUGAUUUGGGCGACAGAAGUCGAGGAGAAGGAGAAGGAGAAGAAGGCCGCGCAUCAAAUGUCUGAUUCGUACACUCUGGAACCAAGACACUUGCUCACCCAGGUAGGACCUGAGGCGUCAGGUGCCGUUAACAGUCAAAAGGACUCUAUUCGCGAGUCGCAGCUCUACAGGCGCAUCUUGGGGCAAUCGCUCCGCCAAGUUGGUCUUGAAGAUAACAGCGGAGGCUACUUUGAGCAGGUGGAAAGUGGCUCUUCGGGCAAGAAACCCGAGACGCCCUACCUAGUUCCGCCUCGAUCUGGUGGCGGGGAUGACGAGGGCACUUGCGGGCCCAAGCCUCUCCAUAGCCUCUCUGGCGAAGAGAAUGAACGUCUUGUGCGUCAAGUCACAGAAGUUGCAGCAACGGCCGCUGCAGUGGCUGCCCGGGAUGUAGCUCGUGGCCGCCGACACUCAGCUCAGCAGGUUCUCACAGCACGUCAAGCUGGUCGUACUGCCGCUGAGCAGACCAAAAAUCAAGCUGCCAAUGACGACCACGACGACAUUGGGAUCACUGCGGAGCCUCCUCACGGCGGUGGUGGUCAUGACGCACCCAACUGGAGUAAGGCUAAGAGUUCGAUUAUCCUGCUCAGCGCCACUGUGGCUUAUGCGAUUAUUGCGGAGAUUUUGGUCAAUACAGUGGACGUCGUUUUGGAAAGUGUCGACGUUGAUGAAAAGUUCCUCGGUGUUACCUUGUUUGCUCUCGUGCCCAACACAACUGAGUUUUUGAACGCCAUUUCAUUUGCUAUGAACGGCAACAUCGCCUUGUCAAUGGAAAUUGGCUCAGCCUACGCACUUCAAGUCUGUCUGUUGCAGGUACCUGCGGUGGUCCUCUUCAGCGCAUUUUAUACCCGCUCAAUCGACCCGUUGGAGCUGGCGAGCCACUCAUUCAACUUGAUCUUCCCACAAUGGGACAUGAUCACUGUAAUUCUAUGCGUGUUCUUGCUGUCCUACGUCUACGGCGAGGGUAAGAGCAACUAUUUCAAGGGAUCCGUCCUUCUUUUGACAUAUGUGGUCGUCAUGGUUGGUUUCUACCUGUCCGGGUACAGCAACAUGGACAACCUUGGAGUCGAUCGCUUCGACACCCUUGCUAUCGGCGCAUCUCGUGGCGAAGCUUUCUACACUGUCGGUCGCCCGACUUCUGGUCGGGCCUUCUGA
Molecule: messenger RNA, 3378 nt
Organism: Penicillium diatomitis
Lineage: Eukaryota; Fungi; Ascomycota; Eurotiomycetes; Eurotiales; Aspergillaceae
Product: calcium/hydrogen antiporter
Exons: 5
Coding region: 1-3378 (1125 amino acids)
Biological process (GO): calcium ion transmembrane transport; intracellular calcium ion homeostasis
Cellular component (GO): membrane; endomembrane system
Molecular function (GO): calcium:proton antiporter activity
Source: RefSeq, a predicted model, not a curated record